GUGGAGAUCUCCAGUCUGUAAGAUCAUGUUACAGCACACUGUGACUUUCCUGGUCACAUAGCCAAGGGGAACCAAAAUUGUCACCUCCCCAUCAAAACCCUCUCUCAGGGACUUCUUGAGCCAUGGUGGUGACUUGCCUGGUGUCACCAUGGCAGUGUAGGCCCUGGGAAUGCUCCAUCUCUGCUUGGCCAUCCCUAGGAAUGAGGGGCACCGUCACCAGAUAAGUGGAUGUGGAGGUAAAUUUUUUAAGCCGAGGCAAAGAACAACUGCAACUUUUGGGGUGUGGGAGAGUGUCAGCACUGCCCAGGGGAGAUUUUCAUCCUGGGCUCCAGGAAAGCUUGUGAUAGGGCAACUUGAGAUUGCUCAGACCUGGCUUUGAGGCGUUGCUGGCUCGUGAUGCUUGGGGAGCCAGGAAAGCUGUGGUGACCCCCUGGCCAUCCUGCGACAGCACCUAGUGGGUCCUGGCCCUGUAACUGAGCCGGGAAAGCAACUUUAAACACUUGGGGCUUUGGGGCCUUGUUGUGUUUCCAGCUGGUGGAAAUACUGGAAAUGUUUUCUGGGAUUCUUUUCCCUCCUUCUUCACUUUUGCUUGAGAUUACAACCUUCUCCCGAAGCCUAAAGUGGGGUGUCCUGCCAAAUCUGGGCAUCCAUCAGGACCAUGUCCAUGCACAACCCCACCAUGUACAGUGUUGCUCCGAGUGUUGGUGAUUUAACCGCAGCCGCCGAACCGGGAGAGAGGAUUUAGGAUUUUUCUGGGCAGGAAGGAGUUAAACAUCUGGCAGCAGCUGCUGGGACAGGCAAUAGGGUGCGUCAGAAGGCUGGCUUGGCUCCCGGAGGUUUUUGGGGGGCUCAGGUGUGUCCCCAGGCUCCGCGGGGUCCCCGAGGGGCCGCGCCGGCAGCGGGAGGCUGCGGGAGGGGAGAGGAGGGCUUGGCAGGGCCGGCGGCGCGGCCGCUCCUCCCCCUGCUCCGCUCCGGUUUGAAGGGUCGAGCGCCGGAGCCUGGGAGGAGAGAGCGAUGUGAGUGCUCCCAGAGUCUGGCCGGGGCAGAACUCCUGCCUCUUCCCUCCUUUCCUUCCUCCAGCCUCUCCGCUCCGCUCUCGGGAGACACGGAGCUCGUCUUCCCUUCCCAAUGGCCCCACCUCGCUUGGGAUUUCUGCUCCUCCUGGCUUGCUGCUUCUCCUGCUCUGAAACACAGCUCCUGAACUGGGUUUGGGACAGCAGGAAGACCACAGGAAGCCCAGCAGCACCCAGCGAGGGAAUCCCGGCGUUGGAGCGGCCAACCUCAGCAGCAGCUCCGGCUCCCAGCCCGUCUCCAGGGACGUGGGGCGGUGAGGUGGCGGGGAAUGUCACCACCCCACGGCGGCAGGAGCCAGAUCCUGCUACAGCAGCUCCUGGGGGCGAGGGGACCGCAGCCAAAACCACGGAGCAGUGGGACAGGAAUGCCAUGGUGGAGAGCACUGUGUGGCCAAGCAUCGCUCCUCCCCACAGCAUGUCACCUGCCCCAGGACAGCAGGUGGCCAGCAGCCCCACCGACAACCCUCGGCUCCUGGAGACAGGGACCAUUGAGCACCUCCAGAUCCUGGGGUCAGGGAACACUGAGGAUCCCCAGCUCCUGGGGACAGGGACCAUCGAGGACCUACAGCUCCUGGGGUCAGGAAACACUGAGCACCUGCAGCUCCUAGGGACAGGGACCACUGAACAUCUGCAGCUCCUGAGUAUGAGGACAACAAAAGAAGCCCAGUUCCUGGGGUCAGUGACCUCCAAGGAUGCACAGCUCCUGGGGACAAGGACUACUGAGGACCUGCAGCUGAUGAAGUCAGGGACUACUGAGAACCCACAGCUCCUGAGGAUGGGGACCACUGAGGACCCCCAGCUUCUGGGGUCAAGGACCUCUAAGGACCCCGAGCUCCUGGGGUCAGGGACUACUGAGGAUUUGCAGCUGCUGGGGUUGGGCACCACUGAGGACCCUCAGCUCUUAGGGAUUAGCACAGACCUGCAGCUCCUGGGGACAGGGACCACCAAGGACCCACAGCUCCUGGGGACACGGACCACUGAAGACCCACAGCUCCUGGGGACAGUGACCACAGAAGACCCACAGCUCCUGGGGAAAGGGACCACUGAGGACCUACAGCUCCCAGGCAUGUUGACCACUGAGAAUCUGCAGCUCCUGGUGAUGAGGAACACCAAGGACACCCAGCUCCUGAGGACAGUGACCCCUGAGGACCCAGAGCUCCUGAGGACAGUGACCACCGAGAAUCCAGAGCUCCUGGGGACGGGAACUCCUACAGCAAUGGAGACACAGGUGUCCUUGCAGAGACCAGCGGGUCCCCAGCCAGAGAGCCUGAGUGCAGAGGUCAGCCUGCUGGAGCUGAUUGGGGACCCGCCAACGGAGGAGAUCCACAGAAUUUAUGGCCCCGACAACAACCCUGGCUACGUCUUUGGUCCCAACGCCAACACGGGCCAGGUGGCCCGGUACCACCUGCCGAGCCCUUUCUACCGGGACUUCUCGCUGCUGUUCCACAUCCAGCCCACCACGCCCCGGGCCGGCGUGCUCUUUGCUGUCACGGACUCCUCGCAGAGCAUCAUCUACGUGGGUGUCAAGCUCUCAGAGCUGCGGGCGGGCCAGCAGCAGAUCAUCUUCUACUACACAGAGCCGGGCUCACCCAGCUCCUACCCAGCCGCCACCUUCACCGUGCCCACCCUACUCAACCAGUGGACACGCUUUGCCAUCAGCGUAGAGGAGGAGGAAGUCGUCCUCUACCUGGACUGUGAGGAGCAUGAGCGCGUCCGCUUCGAGCGCUCCCCAGAUGAGAUGGAGCUGGAAGAGGGCUCCGGGCUCUUCGUUGCUCAGGCUGGAGGGGCUGACCCAGAUAAAUACCAGGGUGUGAUUGCAGAUUUGAAGCUCCGAGGUGACCCGCGAGCGGCCGAGCGCCAGUGCGAGGAAGAGGAGGAUGACACAGAGGUCUCUGGGGAUUUUGGCAGCGGGAUGGAAGGUGGACAGAAGUUCUCAGGCAAGGUAGAGGGUGUCCCAGGGCUGGUGGAGGCUGUCCCCGUGACCUCCCCCCCCGUGGCGGGGGGCAGUGGCCCGAGGAGUGGCGGGGGGUCCCUGCAGCAGGCCGAGAGGACCAGGGUGGAGGAGACGCUGCAGGUCUCCACGGGAGGCACCGGCCGGAAAGGCGAAAAGGGGGAGAAGGGGCAACGUGGCUUGAAAGGGGACUCAGGGACCGAUGGUACCAUAGGGCCAGGCAGUGUCAAGGGUCAAAAGGGUGAGAAAGGAGACCUGGGUGUCAAGGGCAGUGCUGGAUUUGGCUACCCUGGCUCUAAGGGCCAGAAAGGAGAACCAGGUGACCCUGGACCCCCUGGGGCCCCGUCUCGGCACACUGAUGGCUCGGUGGUGGAGCAGGUCACCGGCCCCCCAGGGCCACCAGGGAAGGAUGGAGCCCCUGGCAGGGAUGGCGAGCCUGGUGAUCCCGGCGAGGACGGCAAACCUGGUGAAAUGGGGCCCCCGGGGUUCCCUGGGCUGCCGGGGGAGCCAGGCCUGAAGGGGGAGAAGGGUGACCCAGGCAUGGGGCCGAGGGGACCUCCUGGACCACCUGGCCCUCCAGGACCGCCGGGACCUUCCUCCAAGAAUGACAAGCUGACCUUCAUCGACAUGGAGGGCUCAGGCUUCGGCGGUGACCUGGAGAGCCUGCGGGGUCCACAAGGGCCACCUGGUCCCCCAGGGCCACCUGGUGUGCCUGGUUUGCCAGGAGAGCCAGGACGGUUUGGGAUGAACCGCACGGACCUGCCAGGACCACCAGGGCUGCCGGGCAGGGAUGGGAUCCCUGGGCCCCCGGGGCCAGUGGGUCCUCAGGGUCCUCCAGGAAGAGAUGGGGAGGCCGGGCAGCCAGGGCCCAAAGGAGAGCGGGGCGAUGUGGGUGACCUCGGCCUCCCUGGCCUACCGGGACCCAAGGGCAACAAAGGAGAAGCGGGACCAGUGGGACCCCCAGGAGAAAUGGGCUUAGCUGGCCUUCCCGGGCCCAUCGGACCCCGAGGGCAGCCAGGGCCCCCCGGACCCCCGGGACCACCGGGGCCAGGCUACGAGGCUGGAUUUGGUGACAUGGAGGGCUCGGGGCUGUCAUUCAGCCCUGGACCACCUGGACCUGAAGGACCACAGGGUGUGCCGGGACUGCCAGGGGUGAAGGGAGAGGUUGGCAGCCCCGGACAGCCUGGCUUGCCAGGAGCAAAGGGAGAUACUGGCAUGCCUGGUGUGGAUGGCCGCCCUGGCCUGGAGGGCUUCCCUGGACCACAGGGACCCAAAGGUGACAAAGGCAGCGCCGGUGAGAAGGGAGAGCGAGGCCAAGAUGGAGUGGGGCUGCCUGGCCCCCCUGGACCACCUGGUCCCCCUGGACAGGUCGUCACUGUCUCCAGUGAAGAUAAGUCCUUGGUGGCUUUUCCUGGUCCAGAGGGAAGACCAGGCCACGCUGGCUUCCCGGGACCAAUGGGACCAAAAGGAGACCAGGGGUCAACUGGUCCCCAGGGUGCCCCAGGGUUGAAGGGGGAGAAGGGGGAGCCUGGUGUCAUCAUCAGCCCCGAUGGGACUGUGGUCACUGCCAAGGUGAAGGGAGAAAAGGGGGAGCCGGGGCUGCGGGGUCCAAUGGGACCAUCGGGUCCCCCAGGACGAGCAGGGAUGAAGGGAGAGAUUGGCUUUCCGGGCAGACCCGGACGUCCCGGCAUGAACGGGCUGAAGGGCGAGAAGGGUGACCCCGCGGAUGUGCUGGGCUUGCGGGGCCCCCCAGGCCUCCCAGGACCCCCUGGGCCCCCUGGGCCACCUGGCAGCAUAGUCUACAACAAUGGCAAUACCUUCAGCGACUCUGGCCAUCCGGUGUUCCCUGGUUUCCACCAGUUCCCAGGACAAAAGGGAGAGAAAGGUGACACUGGACCCCCAGGACCCCCAGGCCAGUUCCCUUAUGACAUGAGUCACUUCGGUACCAGCCUGCGGGGUGACAAGGGGGAUACAGGUCCCAAGGGUGAGAAAGGCGAGCCAGGCAGCACCCCACUCUAUGGUCCUGGAGUCUCUGGACUUCCAGGGCCUCCAGGGCCCCAGGGAUACCCUGGGCUGCCGGGUCCCAAGGGGGACAGUAUUGUUGGGCCUCCGGGGCCUCCAGGACCUCAGGGUCCCCCUGGUAUCGGAUACGAGGGGCGGCAGGGCCCCCCUGGCCCUCCUGGUCCUCCUGGCCCACCCUCCUUCCCAGGUCCCCACAGACAAGCUGUCAGCAUCCCUGGACCCCCGGGACCACCAGGACCCCCUGGACCACCAGGCACUAGUGGGAUGUCCUUGGGGAUCCGGGCCGUGCCCACGUACCAGGCGAUGCUGAGCAGCGCGCACGAGCUGCCUGAGGGCAGCCUCGUCUUCCUGACCGACCGGCAGGAGCUCUAUGUCCGCCUGCGCGGGGGCUUCCGCAGGGUGCUGCUGGAGGAACACAACCUGAUCCCCAGUUCGGCUCUGGACAAUGAGGUGUACGACAAACCGCCCACCCUCCACUACGCUGGCCCCCAGCCCCGCGGGCCCCUGCACCCGCUCCGCAACCAUGUCCCCCCAGCCACCGCCCGUCCCUGGCGUGGGGACGAGGUGGUGGCCAACCAGCACCGCCUGCCCGAGCAGCCCUUGCUGCACCACCAGCAUGAACUCAUCAACGGGUACUACAUUCACCGCCGGCCAGAUCCUGUGCCCGUGGCCGCCCAUGUGCACCAGGACUUCCAGCCAGCACUUCACCUGGUGGCCUUGAACACCCCGCUGAAUGGCGGCAUGCGCGGCAUCCGGGGCGCCGAUUUCCAGUGCUUCCAGCAAGCCCGGCAGGUCGGGCUGGCUGGCACCUUCCGCGCCUUCCUGUCCUCACGCCUGCAGGAUCUCUACAGCAUCGUGCGCAGGGCCGACCGUGCCACCAUCCCCAUCGUCAACCUCCAGGAUGAAGUGCUCUUCAAUAACUGGGAAGCCCUUUUCAUGGGCAGCGGGGCCCCACUGCAAGCUGGUGCCCGCAUCCUCUCCUUUGAUGGCCGGGAUGUCCUGCGGGAUGAGGGAUGGCCGCAGAAGAGUGUCUGGCACGGCUCGGAUGCCAAGGGCCGGCGCUUGCCCGAGAGCUACUGCGAGACGUGGCGGACAGAGGAGCGCACAGUCACUGGCCAGGCUUCGUCCCUGGCCUCUGGAAAACUGCUGGAGCAGGUGGCCAGCAGCUGCCAGCACGCCUUCAUCGUCCUCUGCAUCGAGAACAGCUUCAUGACCUCCGCCAAAAAGUGACACCCGCCCUGGUGCCCCCUGGUACCCCGAUGUCCCCGGGAAGGGUAGGGCCAGCCUGCACCCCAGCACCCCUGGGCCCGUCAGCUCCCUUCACACACCCACUCCCGCCCUGCAGGGUUUCCUUGUCCCACAGACCUGAAGCCAAAGAAGUAUUGCCAUGGCCCCUGCCCAGGGUCAGCAGGGGCUCAGGUCCCACUUGGGGCAGAGCAGCCAUGGGCCGGCAGCCUUCCUCCUCCUCUUCUAACUCCUAAUAUUUUUAACUACUUCAGCUGGUUCCUCUCCCUGCUCGGAGACUCCUUUUGGGGUGGCUGGGUGGGAGGAAGCUUGGCAGGGAGAUUUCAGUGCUGCCAUGUGGGCUGUCCCCCACAAAAGCCUGUGCAAGCUCUCUCACCAGCCCCCUGGCCCCAUGCUGUCCUGACCAGGAGGUUGGGUUAAGGCCUAAAUCCCUGAUGAUGAGGCCAUGGGGUCUUCUCCAGCCAAGACCCCAGCAUCCUACCCAAAAGACUGUCCCAUGGCGAUGCUGGGGCUCUCCCAGAUGGUCUCUGUCCUCCCCAGGUAAGGACCAUCCCCUCAUCAUCCUCACCUCUACCUCCCAGCCAGAAGAGCUCUGGUGGGGGUCUGGUCUCCCCUAUCCCAUCCAUGCACCCUGGGGAUUCCCAGCUGUGCCCCCACAGCCCAGGUACAGCCACAGCCAGCCCAGCACAGGUACUGGAGUGACAGGGUGACCCCGAGGCGUGGCACAUGUUUCUCUGUGUCUGUGGGUGUUGGGCACAUGUGGUACCAAGGGCAGGUACUGCCAUCCCCCCCUCCCCGUGCCACCUUUGCUGGGCUCGAAUGGCGAAGGCGCGGCAAAGCUGGUUGCAACUGGUGUGGGCAAAUCCAAGGUGCUAAAUAAAAAAAAAACCAAAAAAAAAAAAGGAAAAAGGAGAAAUCUGUAACUAGCUUUUUUUUGUUAUUGUAUGGAAAUUAUUACCAUAAAAGCUGUGCGAGUCACACGGUCUCUAUUUCUUACAGUCUACUGUAUUUUGUGUAAUUAAUGCAAUUUAAAGCCUGUGGAUCUUUAUAUUAUUUUUUUGUUGUCAGUUGUGUCCUAUAAACCAUUUUCUAAAGGCACUGAAUAAAGAAACAUCCUCUUGUA
Parus major (Great Tit) is the source of this 7414-nucleotide messenger RNA. RefSeq names its product collagen type XVIII alpha 1 chain (gene COL18A1). Lineage: Eukaryota; Metazoa; Chordata; Aves; Passeriformes; Paridae. The record is from RefSeq and is a predicted model, not a curated record. The coding region runs from base 1129 to 6276 and encodes 1715 amino acids. Gene Ontology annotation, molecular function: protein binding. The transcript is spliced from 42 exons.